AUGACGGUCCGAUACUUGAAAAGCAAGUCUCAACCCCCGAACUCAGCUGCGACACCUCAGGUGGACGUGAGUAGCGUUGUAAAGGGGGUAAUCGACGACGUUCGUGCCAAUGGAGAUGCAGCAGUCCGCAAGUACUCGGAGAAAUUUGACCGCUGGUCGCCAGCCUCGUUCAAACUCUCCCAUAAUGAUAUAGAUGCUGCCCUGGCGGCCUGUUCGCCCCAAACGAUUGCCGACAUCAAGGAGGUGCAGAAGAACGUUCGUGCCUUUGCGCAGGCCCAGCGAGACUCUAUUCGCGAUUUUGAGUAUGAGAUCCAGCCGUUCAAGGGAGUGCACCUGGGCCAGAAAAAUCUUCCCAUCAACAGCGUUGGAGCGUACAUCCCCGGAGGACGCUACCCGCUGCUAGCAUCCGCCCACAUGACGAUUCUGACGGCCAAGGUGGCUGGUGUGCCUUAUGUGGUUGGCUGUACUCCCCCAAUUGCCGGCCAGAUCCCCCAUGCCACGGUGGCCGCGAUGCAUCUGGCUGGAGCCGAUGAAAUUCAUCUGCUUGGCGGGGUUCAGGCGAUCGCGGCGAUGGCGGUGGGCACAGAGACCAUCCGAAAAGUGGACUUCCUCGCGGGACCGGGAAAUGCAUUUGUCGCGGAGGGGAAGCGGCAGUUGUUCGGCGAGGUGGGCAUCGACCUCUUCGCAGGCCCGACGGAGAUUCUGAUCGUCGCCGAUGAGACGGCCGAUCCAUUCACGGUAGCGACUGACCUUCUGUCACAAGCUGAACAUGGGCCGGAUUCGCCGGCUGUGCUCAUCACGACCUCGGAGCGCGUGGGACGGGCAGCCAUCGACAUCAUCAACCAGCUGCUUCCGAAUCUAUCCACGCGCGAGCUGGCGGGCACAUCGUGGGACCGGUUCGGGGAAGCCAUCCUGGUGGACUCCCUCGACGAGGCGUGGCGACUGGCGGAUGAGUAUGCAAGUGAACAUGUGCAGAUCUUCACCAAGCGGCCUCGUGAGGCACUAGAGAAGAUGACAGCGUAUGGAGCGCUUUUCUUGGGGGAAAAGACAUGCGUGUCGUAUGGCGAUAAGGUCAUCGGAACGAACCAUGUCCUACCCACCAAAAAGGCAGCGCGGUAUACAGGAGGUCUUUGGGUGGGCAAGUAUCUGCGCACGGUGACUUACCAGGAAGUGACUAGUAGCACCGCCAGUGGGGAGCUGGGUCGGCUGUGUGGUCGAGCUGCAAGGGCGGAGCAGUUUGAGGGCCAUGCGCGCUCGGGAGAUCUACGGGCCCAGAAGUACCUGGGGGAUAAGUAUGACUGGAUUGCCUCGUCUGAUCAAGCCAACUUGUGA
This is a messenger RNA of Aspergillus costaricaensis CBS 115574, 1332 nucleotides long. Its product is annotated as histidinol dehydrogenase family protein. The record is from RefSeq and is a predicted model, not a curated record. The transcript has 4 exons. Gene Ontology annotation, molecular function: metal ion binding; histidinol dehydrogenase activity; NAD binding. NCBI's taxonomy places the organism in Eukaryota, Fungi, Ascomycota, Eurotiomycetes, Eurotiales, Aspergillaceae. Gene Ontology annotation, cellular component: cytoplasm. Bases 1 to 1332 code for a protein of 443 amino acids. Gene Ontology annotation, biological process: L-histidine biosynthetic process.